UUUCCCAUCAAGUCGCGAAUUAAAACUCUUCCUUACUGAGCCGACAGCAUGGAAAGUUGGAUGCUAGCUCAUGCUAGUGGAUAACCGAGCUUAUUCUCAGUCUACAGGAGCAGUGUGUCUCAUCCAGCUGACCUCCAUCUUAUUCUUCAACCUCUAGUAAGUGUCAUGGCGAGCGAUCAGGACGUCGCAGCAGUGGGACGCAUCCUCGUGGACAGCCAGCAGGAGCUUCCUGCUCGAUUUCGGGCUCUGUUCACACUUCGGAACCUGGGCGGAGCCGAGGCGGUCAGAUGGAUCAGUGAGGCUUUCUCAGACGAGUCUGCACUUCUCAAGCACGAGCUGGCCUACUGUCUGGGGCAGAUGCAGGACGAGAGAGCCAUCCCUGUGCUGGAGGCGGUGCUGAGGGACACCAAGCAGGAGCCCAUGGUCAGGCACGAAGCAGGUGAAGCUCUGGGAGCCAUUGGGAUUCCAAAAGUGUUGGAUUUACUGAAACAGUAUUCAGAGGACCCGGUCAUCGAGGUGGCAGAAACAUGUCAGCUGGCGGUCAGGAGGUUGGAGUGGCUGAUGAAUGGAGGUAGUGGUGCUGAGGACUCGGAGGGAACAGACAGUAAUCCGUACAGCUCGGUGGAUCCGGCUCCUCCUGCGCAGAGGAAGAGCGUCUCAGAGCUCAGGACACAGCUGCUGGACGAGACCCUGCCCCUGUUCGAUCGCUACAGAGCCAUGUUUGCUCUCAGGAACCUCGGCAGCGAGGAGGCCGUGCUCGCUCUGGGAGAUGGCUUGCAGUGCAGCAGCGCUUUAUUCCGUCACGAGAUUGGCUACGUGUUGGGGCAGAUGCAGCACGCUGCGAGUAUCCCUCACCUGCGUGCCGCUCUGGAGAAUGAGGCCGAGAACGCCAUGGUGAGGCACGAGUGCGCCGAGGCGCUGGGAUCCAUCGGGGAGGACGCGUGUCUGCCCAUCCUGCAGCGCUACCGGCUGGACGGUGAGAGGGUGGUGAAGGAGAGCUGCGAGGUCGCGCUGGACAUGCUGGACUAUGAGAAGAGCGCACAGUUCCAGUACGCAGAUGGACUGCUCCGAGUAAACGCUGCUGCUCAGUGAGGCUGAAAUCAUUCCUGAAGGAAAUCUCUCGGAGACGAGAUCAGACUUGGGGACGAGAUCAGACUUUCUGAACCUGUUUCACAUGAUAUGAUUUUCUGGUUACUUUUAUUAUAAUCAGUGCUGUGUGUGAGACGGUUAAAGUAUAAACAAGUGAAGAGACUUGACAAUAUUUUCAAAAAGUUUUUCCUCUACAACUUUAUGCAAAUCUUUGCAUAAAAAUCUGCCUUAUUUAAUUUGUUUCUUUAUUUAAAGCCUGUGGUAUGUAUCUUCGCAUUAUUAAAAAAUAAAUAUAUAUAUAUAUAUAUACAUACAUCACAUAUACAUAUAUACAUACAUACACACACACACACACACACAUACAUAUAUAUAUAUAUAUAAAAUAAUCUUGCAGAAGACGCUGUUUUCUCAGCCUCCGAUGUAGAUUUAACGCUCACGCUGGAGGAUGAGUGAAAAACGACACCCUUGUCAUACAGGAUGCUCAGCGACGCUCGCAGACUCGAUGGAUUUACUACUCGGCUUCAAGCGUCUUCAACUCCCAACUUUCCCAAAUCCUCCAUAAUUUCCGUUCUGCAGCUUGAUGGAUAAUGUUGUCCUUGCAUAUUUCCUGAAAGUUCUGACAACCAGAGAUAAAAUCAUUUCAUUAAUAAAGUCAUGCAAUUCCUCAGUAUCAAGAAGAUCUGAUCUGAUUGGUUGGUUGCUUUGUUGUGGUUGUGCUUCCUGUCAUCAAAAUAAAUGGUAAUUAUAAAGU
This is a messenger RNA of Hemibagrus wyckioides, 1840 nucleotides long. RefSeq names its product deoxyhypusine hydroxylase/monooxygenase (gene dohh). The record is from RefSeq and is a predicted model, not a curated record. The transcript has 6 exons. Gene Ontology annotation, biological process: peptidyl-hypusine biosynthetic process. NCBI's taxonomy places the organism in Eukaryota, Metazoa, Chordata, Actinopteri, Siluriformes, Bagridae. Gene Ontology annotation, molecular function: deoxyhypusine monooxygenase activity. The coding region runs from base 166 to 1092 and encodes 308 amino acids.